Messenger RNA from Hermetia illucens (black soldier fly), 2704 nucleotides. RefSeq lists its product as uncharacterized. The record is from RefSeq and is a predicted model, not a curated record. NCBI's taxonomy places the organism in Eukaryota, Metazoa, Arthropoda, Insecta, Diptera, Stratiomyidae. The coding region runs from base 107 to 2614 and encodes 835 amino acids. The transcript has 9 exons.
AAUAAUUUUCGGUUACCAGCUUAUGCCGCACUCGAUUAAAAUAUUUUAAACGUUAAAGUAAGGGCCAGGAAGCAAGUCGUUUUCAAGAAACCACGGUAUUCUGUAGAUGAGCAUAAUGCCCCACGAAAUCAAAGAAUUUAUUCUACCAGAUCACUUAAACGAGAAAUUUUUCAAAACAAGUCUAGAAAGUGGACUUCAAAUUAGCGGAAUUGAUAUCAAUGAUUUCCAAAUAACAUUGGGAAGUCAACCUGGCGAUAACUACACCAGCACAAUUUAUCGGAUCAAGGUCAUAUACAAACAAAAAAAUUCUGAGAACAAAGAAAUUUUCCUAAUUGUGAAGAGUAUUCCAAUAGACGAGCAUCGCGCCGUAAUAGAACAGUUCGGAUUUGUGGAUAAGGAGAUCAACGUUUACAUUGAAAUAUUACCCAAACUUUCCAAAAUACUAGGUGACACUCCUAUAGCCCCAAAAUGUUUCCAUAUUUUCAGAGAACCUCACCGCAACAUAGUAUUCCAGGAUAUGAAACCUUUGGGAUACAAAGUUGCCAGUCGGCAGAUUGGGCUUGAUGAGGAACACCUGAAGGUGACGCUGAACAAAGUUGCAAAAUUCCAUGCCGCCUCGAUUAAAUUGCUGAAGGAGGACCCAGCAAUCGAAAAAAACUAUUGUGAAGGAUUUUUUACAGAAGAAUCGAUUGUAGACCCAAUUUUUCAAAAUGUAUUUAAAGAGAAUAUCAAAUUGGCUGCCGGAAUAUUGAGCAAUAUACCUGGGUAUGAAAGGUUCUAUCCAAAGUUGAUGAAAAUUUAUGACAACUUCAGAGAAGUUGCUUUGAAAAUGGUGGAACCCGAUCCUGACAAUGACAUAAAAGUAUUAAAUCACGGCGACUUAUGGGUCAAUAACUUCCUUUUCAAAUAUGAUGAAAAGGACAAGCGACCAAUAGGCAUAGUGUUUGUUGACUACCAGGGAACUUUCUUCAAUAGCUUGGGAAUCGAUCUGAACUAUUUAUUCGCCACGAGUGCCCAGGUGGAUGUUCUUAAACGGAAGAUUGAACUAAUUGAAAAAUAUUAUUACCCAGUAUUCACGGAAACUCUGAAAAGUUUGGACAUUGGAUCUAUUCCAACCCUCCAAGAUGUAAUCAGUCAAGUAAAACAACGGGAAAUGUAUAAUCUAUUUUGCCUUUUUGCCGUCUUGCCAUUGGUAUCGAUGAACGAAGAAGAAUCAAAAACGAAUGACUUUUCACAGUUUGCGGACAAGGAGAAGUCGUACCAGAAAACAUUAAUUGGAAUGUCCAGCAAAAGGUUUUCGGAGUCAAUGAAAUAUACCGUAGAAUAUUUAGAAAGCAUGAUUGACAAAACCAUAAGUGAAUAUAUGCCGUCCGAAAUAAACAAAUUUGUUUCACCAGAUCACUUGGACAAGGCAUUUUUUAAAAGAAGCCUAGAAAAUGGGCUCAACGUAAGCGGAAUUGACAUUGUUGAUUUCCAAAUAACUUUGGGAAGUCAACCUGGCGAUAACUACACAAGUACAAUUUAUCGAGUCAAUGUCAUAUACAAACAGCCAAAUUCAGGAAAUGCGGAAAUCUCCCUAAUUGUGAAAAGUAUUCCAAUAGAUGAGCACCGCGCUUCACUAGAAGAGUUAGGAGUAGUGGAUAAGGAGGUCAAUGUUUACGUUGAGUUAUUGCCCAAGCUUUCCAAAAUAUUGGGUAAUACACCAGUGGCCCCAAAAUGUUUCGAUGUUUUCAGAGAGCCUCACUGCAAUAUUGUAUUCGAAGAUAUGAAAGUUUUGGGAUACAAAGUUGCUGAUCGAGAGGUUGGACUGGAUGAGCAGCACUUCAAAGUGGCUUUGAACAAAAUUGCCAAGUUUCAUGCCGCAUCCAUUCAGCUCUUGAAGAAGGAUCCGGCAAUUGAGAGAAACUAUGGUGACGGAUUCUUUACAGAAAAGUCGGUAGUCGAUAAAGUUUUCGAAAUGUUGUUUAAAGGAAAUAUCAAAUUAGCUGCCGAAAAAUUGAAUAAGAUACCAGGAUAUGAACGAUUCCAUCCAAAGUUGAUGAAAAUCCAUGAUAACUACAAAGAAGUUGCUUUGAAUACGGUAAAACUUGAUCCUCAGAAUGAUAUAAAAGUAUUAAAUCAUGGUGACUUGUGGGUGAACAACUUUCUUUUCAAAUAUGAUGAAGAGACACAACGGCCAACUGACAUAGUGUUUGUUGACUACCAAGGAACCUUCUUCAAUAGCUUGGGAAUCGAUUUGAAUUAUUUAUUCGCCACGAGUUCUCAAGUGGAUGUGCUUAUGCGGAAAAUCGAACUAAUCGAAAAAUAUUAUUAUCCUGUAUUCGUGGAAGCACUGAAGGAUUUCGGAAGUGGAUCUAUCCCCACUCUCCAAGUUGUGAUCAAUCAAGUAAAACAACGAGAAAUGUAUGCCCUACUCUGCCUCAUUGGCGUCUUACCACUGGUGUCGAUGGAUCGAAAAGAAUCGAAAAAUAAUAGCUAUGAACAAUUUGCAGAUAAGGAGAAGGCGCUCCAAAAGACGUUGAUUGGAAUGUCCAGCGAAAGAUUUUCCGAGUCACUGAAAUAUACCGUGAAAGAUUUAGAAAAUCUUAUUGACAAAACAAUAAGUAAAUAUUAACGUAUUCCGUUCGUAUUGUUUGUUUAGUUUUCAAAUUUAUUUAAAGUUUAUAUGAACACUAAAGACAAAAUGCAUUCGUUUAUGAAUUAA